ACUUCAUAUGUUGGGAUCUUGUCUUGUACCGUCUCCUGCAGCUGGGCCAGUUAGCGGAUAGAAACAACACCAGAGACUCCAGAAUCAGCUGCCUGAUCCACAAUGGCUGCAGGUCGUGAGGAGAUGGACCUAGAUACGUUCUACCGGGCUGUGCAGGAAGGUGACGUGCAGACUGUGAGGAGGGGGCUGGAGGCUGGGGUGGACGUCAACGUCAAGAGGAAGUGGAAGGGUUGGCCUGACAAAUCGGCGUUGCACCUGGCCUGUUGGCGCGGUCAGACUGAGGUGGCAGAGCUGUUGAUUCAACAUGGAUCCGACCUGGAGGCGAUAAACGUUCUUAACGAAACACCCCUCCACGAUGCUGCUCGCUGGGGCCACACCGACACGUGUCAGCUGCUGAUUGGUUCUGGUGCUAACAUUGAGGCUAGAACAUUGGUGCAGUGGACACCUCUUCACCGCGCUGCCAGCCGGGGCCGAACUCGGAUCUGUCAACUUCUGAUUCGUCACGGGGCUGACGUGAUGGCCAGGGAUGAUAGGGGGAUGACUCCGUCAAAAUGUGCAGAUGACCGGAAGACUCGGCGUGUCCUGAAGAAUCGAGAGAAGCAGGUGAUGCAAGAAAAGAAGUACCACGAGUUGCUGCAGAAGUCUGGCGGAGUGAAAGUUAACAGGUGUAAGGUGGUCUUGGGUGGGAGGGAGAACGCAGGGAAAUCUACUCUGAAAGCAAGUCUUACAAAGCGCCCAGUGAUCGCCAGAUUGGGAAGUCUUGGUAAGGUGUCGUCAGUCGAGGAGCCUUACGAACCCACCCCAGGGGUGGAUGUUGGGAACGUCAGCAUUCCGGGAGUGGGACAGGUCAGCCUGUGGGAUUUUGCUGGGCAGGCGGAGUACGCGGGCAACGCCAAGCUGCCCAUCUUCUGCACCUGA
Messenger RNA from Branchiostoma floridae (Florida lancelet), 918 nucleotides. RefSeq names its product poly [ADP-ribose] polymerase tankyrase-1-like. The transcript is spliced from 9 exons. The record is from RefSeq and is a predicted model, not a curated record. Lineage: Eukaryota; Metazoa; Chordata; Leptocardii; Amphioxiformes; Branchiostomatidae. Gene Ontology annotation, cellular component: cytoplasm; nucleus. Gene Ontology annotation, molecular function: protein binding. The coding region runs from base 103 to 918 and encodes 271 amino acids.